AUGUACACAUACACAUACACGGACAUGCACAUACAUACAUGUGCAUAUACACGCAUACACAUGCAUAAUACACAUACAUACACGUGCACAUAUGCGCGACCACAUAUGCACACACAUACAUACGCAUACACACGCAUGCACACACACAUGCACAACAUGCACCGGUAUACACAUACGCAUAUACAGAUACGCACGUACGUGUAUGUAUACGCUUGA
Loa loa (African eye worm) is the source of this 216-nucleotide messenger RNA. RefSeq lists its product as hypothetical. The transcript has a single exon. NCBI's taxonomy places the organism in Eukaryota, Metazoa, Nematoda, Chromadorea, Rhabditida, Onchocercidae. Bases 1 to 216 code for a protein of 71 amino acids. The record is from RefSeq and is a predicted model, not a curated record.